GGUAUGAUCCUUGUCUGUCCUCACCUGAUUGAUCGCACGGACGUCAUUAACACAACAUUCAGUCACAGUCAGCGCAUGGAGUGCCUGUGGCGCUAAGAAGAUCAUCCUAUCAUUCUGCCUUGAAUUAAUUGAAGAAGAAAAAAAACGGCUCUCGGACGGGAGCCGGAUCUCGUCGUUCACUUAAAAGAGCCGGCUCUUUGAACCGGCUCGUUCUCGACCAACACAUCACUAGUCGCCGCGUCGACAGCAGUUACCAAGGAGACCGUGGAGAGCUGUUGUGCUAGUGGCGGAGGACUGGAGAGGACUCUCGGUGCUGCAUGUUUUCUUUGUAAAGGGAGCAUUUGUAACAUGGCAGAGCUGCACAUUAUAGGCCAGAUCGUCGGGGCCGGAGGUUUCCCGCAGAACAGCCUAUUCUGCAAAUGGGGAGUCCACACAGGAGGAGCGUGGCGUCUCCUGUCCGGGCUGAAGGAGGGACAGACCCAGGUGGACGUCCCCCAGAUAGGAGACAUGGCGUACUGGAGCCACCCCAUCGAUCUGCACUACGCCACUAAAGGGCUGCAAGGCUGGCCGAAGAUCCACCUCCAGGUGUGGCACCAGGACUCGUUCGGCCGCGGCCAGCUGUACGGGUACGGGUACUGCCAUGUCCCCUCCAGCCCCGGACAGCACCGGGUCAGCUGUGUGACCUGGAGGCCGCUGGGCUCCUGGCAGGAGCAGCUGGCUCACAUGUUUGUCGGCGGAGGCCCGCAGCUCCGCAGCCCGGACCUCAUCUACAGCGGGGCGGACAGAUACAGGCUGCACACCGAGGCCAUGGGGACCGUGGAGCUGGAGCUGGGCAUCAUCAUGAGACACUUUGACAAGUACGGCGUCGAGAGUUAACCUAACGCGGUGAAAGGACUUUAGGAACUUGUGAUGGGUUUUAUAUUGAGCAGGAGGAGCUCUUACAUGCUUUUAGGAAAGUUUUGUACUUUUUGCGUUUGUGUUUUUUUUAUAUAACCUAACUAGAGAUGUAAAUAAAGAAACUAUCGUCGUAACGAA
Molecule: messenger RNA, 1035 nt
Organism: Sebastes umbrosus (honeycomb rockfish)
Lineage: Eukaryota; Metazoa; Chordata; Actinopteri; Perciformes; Sebastidae
Gene: b9d2
Product: B9 domain containing 2
Exons: 1
Coding region: 349-876 (175 amino acids)
Biological process (GO): cilium assembly
Cellular component (GO): MKS complex
Source: RefSeq, a predicted model, not a curated record